GCCAUAUCGAUAUCAUUCAUCUUCGAGCGCCACGCCCAAAUCAUAUAAUUGGUAGAACAAUUCAACGAUCUGGUUUAUUCAUUUUAAGUCUCAUGUCAGCACAAUACGACGACAAGUGUCUUUUCUGCGGUAUUACUAAAGGCGUAAUCCCAGGCUUCAAGGUUUACGAGACAGAUCAUAGUCUUGCCUUCCUGGACAUCAAUCCGGUAUCCGAUGGCCAUACGUUGGUGAUCCCCAAAUCUCACGCCAAGACGCUUGGAGACCUUUCGGACGACUACCUCCGUGACAUUGGCCCAGUCAUCAAGAAGGUGGCUCUCAUGACAGGCGCCGAGCAGUACAAUAUUUUGCAGAACAAUGGUAAACUAGCAUUUCAGCAGCACGUUGACCACGUCCAUUUUCAUGUGGUACCCAAAACAAGCGAAACAGAUGGACUAAUUAUAUCAUUGGAAAACAACUGGCCCCAAAAGCAAGUCUCAAAAGAGGACUUGGCGGCUAUACUAGAGAAAAUGAAGAGCAGAGUUUGA
Serpula lacrymans var. lacrymans S7.9 is the source of this 524-nucleotide messenger RNA. RefSeq lists its product as uncharacterized. The record is from RefSeq and is a predicted model, not a curated record. NCBI's taxonomy places the organism in Eukaryota, Fungi, Basidiomycota, Agaricomycetes, Boletales, Serpulaceae. Gene Ontology annotation, biological process: nucleotide metabolic process. Bases 93 to 524 code for a protein of 143 amino acids. Gene Ontology annotation, molecular function: catalytic activity. The transcript has 7 exons.